Messenger RNA from Betta splendens (Siamese fighting fish), 2369 nucleotides. RefSeq names its product guanine nucleotide binding protein (G protein), alpha inhibiting activity polypeptide 1 (gene gnai1). The transcript has 9 exons. Bases 321 to 1385 code for a protein of 354 amino acids. The record is from RefSeq and is a predicted model, not a curated record. NCBI's taxonomy places the organism in Eukaryota, Metazoa, Chordata, Actinopteri, Anabantiformes, Osphronemidae. Gene Ontology annotation, biological process: adenylate cyclase-modulating G protein-coupled receptor signaling pathway. Gene Ontology annotation, cellular component: heterotrimeric G-protein complex. Gene Ontology annotation, molecular function: GTPase activity; GTP binding; G-protein beta/gamma-subunit complex binding.
CUCUCCAGACGCGGUUGCACAUACGACAGUAGAGGUGGGAGCUGCAGCAUAUGGAGGCAGACGCAUCACCGGGGAAUCGCUUGUGUAUUGAAACAGCCCUCAGACGGAUCCAAGGGGGAUUUUGAAGUCAGCACGCUUCAGCGGGACGAACACACGCUCCGCUUUUUAUUCUGAAAAGUCGCCUCGCUUGCCGUUUCUCCCCGUCGAUCGCCCGUCGUUUGGAACAGGGCGUGUGUGCGGGAGGGGAGCUGCUUCGCCGCUUCAUGCCUGUAUACGUGGUGUUCUGGAUAUAAGCCUCGAGCCGAAGGACGCGGUCCAGGAUGGGAUGCACGCUGAGCACGGAGGACAAGGCGGCGGUGGAGCGCAGCAAGAUGAUCGACCGGAACCUGCGGGACGACGGGGAGAAGGCGGCCAGAGAGGUCAAGCUGCUGCUGCUCGGUGCUGGUGAAUCAGGGAAGAGUACGAUUGUCAAGCAGAUGAAGAUCAUCCACGAGGCGGGUUACUCAGAAGAAGAGUGCAAGCAGUACAAGGCUGUGGUCUACAGCAACACCAUCCAGUCCAUCAUCGCCAUCAUCAGAGCCAUGGGGCGCCUCAAGAUCGACUUCGGUGACGCCGCCAGAGCUGACGACGCGCGGCAGCUGUUCGUGCUGGCCGGCUCGGCGGAGGAAGGCUUCAUGACGGCGGAGCUGGCCGGGGUCAUCAAGCGGCUGUGGAGGGACGGAGGGGUGCAGGCCUGCUUCAGCCGCUCCCGCGAGUAUCAGCUCAACGACUCGGCAGCAUACUACUUGAACGAUUUGGACAGGAUAUCCCAGGCCACCUACAUCCCGACCCAGCAGGAUGUCCUGAGGACCCGGGUCAAGACCACGGGCAUUGUGGAGACGCACUUCACAUUCAAGGAUCUGCACUUUAAGAUGUUCGACGUCGGCGGUCAGCGGUCUGAGAGGAAGAAGUGGAUCCAUUGCUUCGAGGGCGUGACGGCCAUCAUCUUCUGCGUGGCGCUCAGCGACUACGACCUGGUGCUGGCGGAGGACGAGGAGAUGAACCGAAUGCACGAGAGCAUGAAGCUGUUCGACAGCAUCUGCAACAACAAGUGGUUCACGGACACGUCCAUCAUCCUCUUCCUCAACAAGAAGGACUUGUUUGAGGAGAAGAUCAGGAAGAGUCCUCUCACCAUCUGCUACCCAGAAUAUGCUGGCUCCAACACGUACGAGGAGGCAGCAGCCUACAUCCAGUGUCAGUUUGAGGACCUGAACAAGAGGAAGGACACGAAGGAGAUCUACACCCACUUCACCUGCGCCACCGACACCAAGAACGUGCAGUUCGUGUUCGACGCCGUCACCGACGUCAUCAUCAAGAACAACCUGAAAGACUGCGGCCUGUUCUGAGGAGAGUGGAGCCGAGACGCUGAAGCCUUUCUUCUUGGCAGCGAAGCCGCCUUCUACUGCAUCUUUGUGGGAAGAUGAGGAGUCGGGAGGACCAGUCACAGACCAGAGCUGUACUAUAUGCCACUUUUACCAGCUUUAUUUAUGUUCUUUGUCUUGGAACAUUUUGAACUAGCGUCUCAGCGUUUGUGUAGGAUGUUUGUAUCAUUGUAAAAACGUCACAGUAAAUGUUGACUCUAUUUUUAUUUUUAUUUUUUUUUUAUUUUUGAGAAGAUCGCGUUUUUGCUGUUCUUUCUACCGCUCUCUCUGGAAAGGGGAACAUAGCCGUUGGUGCAACAUGCUUCUUUUCUUCCUUCCCCACAACCACCAGGGAAGAAAAGAGGUACAACUUUGAGUUCAGUCUGUUGGUACUCGUGCCUUCGCAUGCCUUUUACUGCGGUCGUAGUCCCGAUGCUUGUUCUGUUGCCUGCUGACUCCUUCUACGCAUAAAGACGUUAACUGUUUUCAUACGUUCGUGUCCCGGCUGUCUUCUGUGUGCUCACCGCUGAGCUAGCGCGAAGACGAGGUACAUGGGUCUCCAUGGCGACCAACAUGUAGCCUCCACGGUCCCUCACCCCUCAGCACUGACCCCAGAAAUUCGGGGCUCGGGGGUUUCAGCAGUGUAUAAAGUCAUUUGGAAGCGAGUCGAGGUUACAGCACACUCAAGUGAUAGAAGAACACAGAGCAGUGGCACAUUUUACUGUACAUUUUAACGUAUUUGGAGAGGACUGUGGUGUGUUUGGUGGUAAGGAGAGGACAGAAGACGGUUGAUGAUCCUUGACGUGAUGUUGUUGGAUCCGAGCCGCUCUGACAGAUGAGGUCCUGGCUCCGUUCAUGUAAAGAAACUGCCCCAGCCGUCAGUGUAUGUGUAUGUUCUCCUGGGAAGGAGAAUCUUUGUAGACUCAUCUCCCUUAUUUUGCUAAUAAAACCAUUUACAAAGCACCUGGA